Oppiella nova is the source of this 462-nucleotide messenger RNA. Lineage: Eukaryota; Metazoa; Arthropoda; Arachnida; Sarcoptiformes; Oppiidae. The record is from the annotation of a GenBank genome assembly.
AUGGAGUCCUGUGGCGGGGACUCCAUCGGAACUAACUCCUCGCUGGUACCUACGGGUAGAAAGGAGGGCAGGGCCUGGAGGGGCAGUUUCCCAGUGCGCUCAACCAUGACUGCAACACAUCCUCAUCCACGACAAGGAGCACAGGAAAGGGGUGGAGGGGUGGGUCAGUGCUCAGAGGUGUCCCGUCUGGCCACUCGUCGAAUCGGACGGUCGACUCGUAUGUACGAAAGGACUUCUCUCCAGAAAUUCAUACGAGUCAUGACCUCAAGCCUCGAUUGUCUCGACUGUAAUUACGUGCAACAAUCGCAAAUAUGGAGGGGUAGCAAAAGUGAAAAACUCGAUCCCAGAAAUCAACGCACAGUCGCUAUGAUGUCGUCAAUCUUGAGGAUACUUCUGACGGUCUCGGAGGCCAACGUGAUGGCCGAGAGGGUCACCUGCAAGGGCUGCACCACAUCCUCGUCC